Messenger RNA from Penicillium canariense, 1065 nucleotides. RefSeq names its product arabinogalactan endo-1,4-beta-galactosidase. The coding region runs from base 1 to 1065 and encodes 354 amino acids. Gene Ontology annotation, molecular function: glucosidase activity. The transcript is spliced from 2 exons. Gene Ontology annotation, biological process: pectin catabolic process. The record is from RefSeq and is a predicted model, not a curated record. NCBI's taxonomy places the organism in Eukaryota, Fungi, Ascomycota, Eurotiomycetes, Eurotiales, Aspergillaceae.
AUGCUGCUUUCCUCGGCUUUCCUGCUGGCCGCCCAGCUGCUGGCGCCUGUGUCGGCGACGCUAUCGAUUCACGGAGCGGAUAUCUCAUCUCUGCUUGUGGAGGAGAACGCGGGCGUCUCCUAUAAGAACUUGGCCGGCACGAAGCAGGCGCUGGAGGUGAUUCUUGCGGAUGCUGGGAUCAAUUCUGUGCGCCAGCGCGUGUGGGUUAAUCCGAGCGGCGGGUCGUACGAUCUGGAUUAUAACAUCAAGUUGGCGAAGAGGGUGCAGGCGCGGGGCAUGAAGACAUAUCUGGAUCUGCAUUUAAGUGAUACGUGGGCUGAUCCGAGUGCCCAGACUACACCCAGCGGCUGGUCGACAACGGACAUUGACACGCUCGCCUGGCAACUGUACAACUACACAAAAGAGGUGUGCGACACCUUUGCGGCGAACGACCUCACCGUCGAGAUCGUCUCGAUCGGCAACGAAAUCCGCAGCGGCCUGCUCUGGCCCCUCGGCAAGACCAGCAGCUACGCCAACAUCGGCCAGCUCCUGCACUCCGCCGCCUGGGGCGUCAAGGACUCCGAUCUAGCGACAACCCCCAAGAUUUUGAUUCACCUGGACAACGGCUGGUCCUGGUCCGAGCAGGAAUACUUCUACGACACAGUGCUGAACAGCGGGUCGACCUUUGUCUCGUCGGACUUUGACUACAUCGGCGUCUCCUAUUACCCCUUCUAUACCUCGAGCGCGACGCUGGCGUCGCUGAAGACCAGCCUGACCAAUCUGCACUCGAGGUACGGCAAGGAUGUUCUGGUCGUGGAGACCAAUUGGCCGUAUUCGUGCCCGAACCCGGCGUACUCGUUCCCGUCGGAUCUCUCGUCCAUUCCAUUCUCCGUGGCCGGACAGCAGAAGUUCCUGAAGGACCUGGCGGCUGUGGUCUCGGCUGUCUCAGGUGGGUUGGGUAUCUAUUACUGGGAGCCUGCGUGGGUGGGCAAUGCUGGGCUGGGCAGCAGCUGUGCGGACAAUCUGUUGUUCAGUUAUUCGAACGAUGAGGAGCGGUCGAGUCUGGCGACGCUGGGAACAGUGUAA